Messenger RNA from Vollenhovia emeryi, 5618 nucleotides. It is a transcript of the gene Pdp1, whose product is annotated as thyrotroph embryonic factor. Gene Ontology annotation, cellular component: nucleus. Gene Ontology annotation, molecular function: DNA-binding transcription factor activity, RNA polymerase II-specific; RNA polymerase II cis-regulatory region sequence-specific DNA binding. The record is from RefSeq and is a predicted model, not a curated record. The coding region runs from base 1004 to 2269 and encodes 421 amino acids. The transcript is spliced from 7 exons. Gene Ontology annotation, biological process: regulation of transcription by RNA polymerase II. Lineage: Eukaryota; Metazoa; Arthropoda; Insecta; Hymenoptera; Formicidae.
UCUCUCUCUCUCUCUCUCUCUCUCUCUCUCUCUCUCUCCGUCUACGCUCGCCCGGACGCCCGUUCCUCCGUCUUCCUCGCUCCGUCCUUCCUCGUGCUGUCUCUCUGCGCUCACCUCCAGGACGACGUUGAGGCACAUCGCCCGUGCCCUGCCCCCUCUCGCCGGGCAUGGAGUGGGACCAAUAGGAGCGCCGCUUCCGGCAACGAUGGUGCUCCAAUCGGCACACGACGCCGACGGAUAGACGCUGACGAGAGGCGAUUUUGACAGUCGACACUGUGCUACUCUCAGCGCUCGCGGUUUAAUCGCGCACUGGACUUACUUUGAGUCUGGGAUCCUAGUGAUUCGUGAAUCGAAGCAGUGUCCUCCGCAGCGUGGGUUCUGUCAAUGGUCACCUCGCGACCUCGCGAAAGUGCCUCCUCUCCUUUUAUUCAUUGGAUAUUGGAUUUUCUCAGUGAAUCACGAUGCUAACGAAAAUUUCACUCGUGUCGAGCCCGCUGACGGCGUGACGAGAAAAGAUUACUAGCGAUCACGUGGUCGAAGAAACAGCGGUCCGUUUCGAGGACUCGCCGGGAUUAUUUGAUUCGAGCGGACGCUAAACGACCGCGGAAAAUUCCGCAGCUAAUCCAUUGGAUAAUAGACUCUACGAGCAUUCCCACGGAGAUUCCCGCCUCCGGCAUUCAGGAAUAAUCGUAUGUUUACCACGACUCGACGCGCUCGCUUCUGGAGUCGAGUUUAUUCGGAAGCGGGCGGACAGCCUCGGUGAUCAAUAGAGCCCGCGACAAUAGAUCCAAGUGAUUCUCCCGCUGACACAUACGGAUACGCGCGCUGCUCCUCGCGCCGCGAACCUCCGCUGUCGCGAAUGCGAGCGCGUCGUCCGUCCCGGUCCGCAAAAGUGAAAGGAACCUCCCGGAGGACUCGUCGUUAACCACGCUGGACAUUACGGGGGGGCGGGGGGACCGUGAGAUACCGCGGGAGUAAUUAAAUGCGCGCGUGAGAUAAUCGGAUGAGCUGCGCUAUGGAGUAUCAGCAAUUGGCGCCACCGCCGGUACCAGCUGGGGUGCUGCACACCCAGGCGCACCAUCCUCAACCUCAGCAUCAGCAGCAGCAGCAGCAGCCGGUGCAGCCGCCGCAGCAUCCGCACAUCGUAGUCGCGCCGGCUCAUCAGCAGCCGCAAUCCCAGCAACCACCGCCGCCACCCCUGCCGCCGACCUCCCACGGCCACCAAGUGCAUCCGCCGCUCCCGCCCAUUCACGAAGACAGCACCAGUUCCAGGUGGUCCCAGUACCAGCACUUGUGGAGGCAGCAUCAUGUUUACAUGAACGGGAAACAAGGUAAAGAUGGGCCAGAGGAGAAGAAGGAUGCCGACGGCGAACUUUGGGGCAACGUGGAAGCACAGGCCGCCUUUCUCGGGCCCAACCUCUGGGACAAAACUUUGCCUUACGAUGCCGACCUGAAGGUAUUAAACCAUUACGUCGAUCUUGAUGAGUUUCUUUCCGAAAACGGCAUCCCCGUCGACGGUGUCGCUGGUGGUGGACAGGGUGCCAUGCAAGGUAGCCAGCUUCAUAAAAUCAACAACACCGAGGCCGCCGGACAUCAGGGACCAGCCGGUCUACACUUGGAACCAGUUACCAAGCGUGAGAGAUCACCAUCGCCGAGCGAAUGCUGCUCGCCGGACACCCUGAACCCACCCUCUCCCGCGGACUCUACGCUCUCGAUGGCCUCAUCGGGGCGAGACUUCGAUCCACGUACCCGGGCCUUCUCCGACGAGGAGCUCAAACCCCAACCUAUGAUCAAGAAAUCGCGGAAGCAGUUCGUUCCGGAUGACUUGAAAGAUGACAAAUACUGGGCGCGUCGUAGGAAGAACAACAUGGCAGCGAAACGAUCGCGAGACGCGCGCCGCAUGAAGGAGAACCAGAUAGCACUCAGGGCCGGCUUCCUCGAGAAAGAGAUCGCUGCCAAAGAGUGUGGCGAACUGAUUCCUAAUUCUCUACUGAUCGCUGCCAAAGAGUGUGGCGAACUGACUCCUAAUUUCUUACUGAUCGCUGCCGAAGAGUGUGGCGGACAGAAUCCUAACUCUGAUGCCCAAAACCAAAGGAGGAAGACGUAUACAACAAAAACGUUUACGUUAUCAGAUAAAGAAGACGUUAGAAUUCGGGAGAGAUCCCAUUCCAUUACAACUAAAAAUAUGGGUCUGCGGCAGGAGCUGGACCGGUUAAAAAACGAGAAUAUGUUGCUACGCGACAAACUGAGCAAGUACACGGACGUCUAACACCCCGUCAUCGGCCAUGCACCAGCUCGAGCGACACGCAAAGAAAGAGAGAGAGAUGCGGAUACGGGGGUGCAUCACAACUCCCUCGCCUAUAGUCGCAGCACACACAACAGCCUCCGCCUUCGCGGAGGAAGCGAAGGGGAUGCGGAGCGUGUUGACGAAUAUACCACCAACUCCCGAACCGACUGCCACCGCCCCGACAACCAACUUCCUCAGAAAAAUCUCCGAAGAAUUCAAUUCUCCAUCAUUCUCUUUCUCUCUUUCUCUCACUCUCAAAUAAAAUUCUUAUUGAGUCCUCGCUCCUUGUCCCGCUCUAGAAAACUCCUCCACUUGUAAAUAGUUAUAUGUAUAGUUAGAUUAUAUACACACACAUACAUACAUAGGCGCGUGCGCGUUACACAUAAGAAAACACAUACACACAUUUUAAAUAAAAGAAAAAGAAUAUAUAUACAUACAUACAUACACGUACACAUACACACGCGAUACAAUGAGUAUGCGUUUGAGGAAGGAGCUGCGUUCGUUACACGUAAAUAAAUCGCGCAUGCAGCGCACGACGAGAACACGUCAAUUUCGCCAGCAUUCGAGUCUUCUAGAUUUGCACAGCGAGCCAUAUUACGAUGGGAUUGAAUUAUUACGAGAAUAAGCUAUGUAUAGGACAACGCAAGUUUCUUGAAAUCGCACUUGUUCGGCGAAGAAGAGACCGAAUCUCGUCGGCGCUGAGCACUGCCACACGUAAAGAGCUGUAUCGUUAGGUCGACACGGAGCGGAGGCGAGCGAUGGUUGGGCGAACACGACGCUUUUCUGCGCACGGGUUAAUUAUCCUGGUUCUCCGAGAACGCGUUAAUUACUGUAGCGUAUCCCACGUGGUGAUGGUACACAAGUGAUUCUAGUUGUUUUAAUCGUAAGAUAGUUGACGUACAUGUUUCGUUUUCAUCGUUUCUUUUCUCUCUCUGUCCCCUUCAAUCUACCUACCUAUCUCUAACAUCCUUUUAGCGAGUAGCGAAUCAAUCCGGCCACGCGAGGGAGCGCACUUGGAGCGCGCGGAAGGCGUCUAUCCCUUUUUCUUCUUUCGCGAAAUAUCGCCCGCUGGCCCAACGUCGGCGGCUCGGGGGCAAUGACGGACCCGGCCCAUCCCGAGAUAUACCAUUUGUUGCGUAGCGAACAAAUUUUUUGUACAGGAUGCCCUCUUGUAAAAUAUAUAUAUAUAUAUAUAUUUUAAGACGCAUCGUGUCAUUCUGACGAGCGACGGUUGUACGAGCGCCGUGUCUUUGACACAGGGGUUUAUCAACGCGGAACUUGAGACAAACGAAACGAUAUGAAACGAACCGUGUCCGACGAUCGGCUCGCGCAGCCUCCCAGCAAUAGACGGGCGCGCGCGCGCGCAUCGUCGGGGUUAAUCGUAGGCGUCGUUGUAAAAGUAAAAAUGUUACAUGUACACGACACGAAGAUACGACCAUCGUGCUUAAAUGUAAGCUAGCUUACACACAGGCUCGCGUGCACUGGCCCAUUUCUUUUUAAGUUUUUAGAUGUUUAUUUUUCCGUCACCGCGAGAGGAUCGGUGACGGCGAUCGAGAGAGCGAAAGUGGAACCGAUGAAGGAGAUAUGCGCUUUUUAUCGAGCAGUUAUAAAAAUUAUAGCUGCUGUAAAGAGAGAAUCUAUAUUGUACAGAUCGACGCGAGAGUGAACGACAUCUGAAUGAGAGCGAUUGCCGCUCGUUGUAAAAUUUAGUGACAAUAAUAGUGACCGAUGUAUCGCGCGUUUCUUCAACAAAGUGGGCGAGUAACGAGAACGCGACGAGCGAGAUUUCUAGCCCAAUCGGCACGAUUGAUGAUUUUAAAGAUAAUUACAAACGCCAGGACGAAGCUCGUACUUUCGUUAGAGAUUCAUGUACCGACGAAUACGUAAUAGUCUGGUUUUUCCUUUGACCGCACGGGAGAGGCACUCGAUGCGCAAACGCGAUACACGUUCUGUACAUACGAUAUCAUUUUAUCAGUCGAGAGGGUAAGAGAAUCGAUGUAAACUUCAAUUCGACUUCGCGUUUGAUCGACGGUAAAUUCGCUUUAAAUGUCGCAGGACAGUGUCAUGGACCGCGCGUGGAAACGUACCAUUUUAUCCUUGCGAUAGUCUUUCAAUCUUUCGAGCGUGUACGUAACCAUUUACGUAACGUGUUAAUUCUUUUUCCAAACGCGUUUCUUAUAUACGAAGUAAAAUUAAAUACGUAAUUGCAAUUUCGUCGAAAUUACUUUUCGUGGAUUUAUGUAUGUUCGUGCGCAAUGAUUCGAAUGUUCGAUGCCUCAUGCUUGGAGCGAUUUGCCGAAAGUCGCGCACGAAAUCGUCCGACUACAGCUGUCACGAUUGCCUUGCACAUUCUAACAGAAAAAUGCGUGAGUGUCGACAAAUUUCGCGCGAUUUCUACGAUUGAUUACUAAAUCGAUAGUUUGCGUCGACAGAUUUAGCGAACGCCUUCGCCCGAUAGUAUCGCAAAUCUAAUUUUAGUAGUGGCACAAAAUUUUACUUUUCGAAAACAAAUUAUAUUGCGAGUUAUCUGACAAAAUAGCUACUGCAUGGCUUGCUGUCCCGACGCAAUGGAUUAAACGGAAGGAAGUAGCGUGGUACUGCGUACGAGAAAGCGUAAUAGCGGAAAACAGAAUUUCGCGUUUGAUUGUAUACGAAGUUUCUCGCGUUAUUCCUUAAAGCGUAUAACGUAGGCUGCAAGACAAUUCUUUCAGUUAUCCACAAUAUCUAUUUCAAGUUUACCACGAGCCAAUGUCAGCUCGUAUAUGUUCUGCUUGUCACGCACACUUGUCGUCAUUAAGGGCAAAUACAAAAUUGUAUAGAAGGAAAACGAUCUCUGCUUUUUUUUUUUUUACUAUUUAUUCGUGUAACAAAUUUCAAAUGUGACUGAGUCGCAAAGUUUUUACCAAAAUGUCCGCUCGUAUUACCGCUAGAAAUUGAGAAUGGAUCUCUUUCCCGAUCAUUUUUUUCAACGCAAUUAAUGACGUCGAGUGUGCGAUAUAACGUGGAUCUCGGCACAAGUUAUUGGCCUAUAAGAAGCGCGUUAGCAUGAUUGACACACAUCGCAAUUCGAUAAAUAAAAAUAGUAAUAAAUAAAAGAGUAGAGAGUUACAUAGCGCGAGAGACAGACGCGGCCGCCGGCUUUGCUCCAAAUAGAACGGUAAGAAAACGAAACAGAGGACAGACGCCGCGUCUUCGAUAAAUAAUCGUCCGAUCCACUUAAAUAAAAUAUGAGAAAAAAUAUGAGAAAAGUUAGAUAUGACCACCAACACAAGAGAACCUCUAUUGUAUCACAUUUCGAGAAAUAUAUGUAUUUGUUAUUGUUUUAAUUGAA